Molecule: messenger RNA, 1365 nt
Organism: Brugia malayi
Lineage: Eukaryota; Metazoa; Nematoda; Chromadorea; Rhabditida; Onchocercidae
Gene: Bma-snt-1
Product: Synaptotagmin I, putative
Exons: 10
Coding region: 1-1365 (454 amino acids)
Biological process (GO): cellular response to calcium ion; calcium ion-regulated exocytosis of neurotransmitter; synaptic vesicle endocytosis
Cellular component (GO): dense core granule; synaptic vesicle membrane; axon
Molecular function (GO): syntaxin binding; calcium ion binding; calcium-dependent phospholipid binding
Source: RefSeq, a predicted model, not a curated record
AUGGUGAAGAUCGAUUUGAGUGAUGAAUCAGAGUUUAGCCAUGAGCUUAGCAUGGAGCAUGAGCCAUCUGAUGAGCCGAUGAUGAUAGUAUCAUCGACUAUUACCGCCACGACAAUUGCAUCUACUAGAGCUGCUCGAACAAGCACAGGAACGAUUCCACAAUUAACAACAAAUAAAGAAUCAUUAAAAGAUGCGGUGGUAAAUUUUGUUGGUGAUAAAGCUAAAACACUUUCUGAUAUUACUCGGAAAAAAAUGAUGGCAAAAACUGGUUUAUCAGAAUGGGUUUUCGUUUUUUUUGGCAUAAUUUGCCUUGCAUUAAUUUUGUGCUGUGCAUUCUUUCUGAUACGCAAAUUAUUUGGAAAGAAACGACAUGGCGAAAAAAAACAAAAAGGAUUGAAAGGAUUUUUUGGUGGAAAAGGCGCUGAUCUUAUCACUAUUGAUAAAAAUAAGUUGACAACGGAUUUAGAACAAUUGGAAGAAAAUAUGGAACAAAAUGAGAAAGAGCAAGCAGAGGAAAAAGAAGAAGUAAAACUUGGAAGAUUACAGUAUAAGCUCGACUAUGACUUUCAACAAAAUCAGUUAGCUGUGACAGUGAUACAAGCCGAGGAUUUACCAGGAAUGGAUAUGAGUGGAACAUCAGAUCCUUAUGUGAAAUUAUAUCUUUUACCGGAAAAAAAGAAGAAAGUGGAGACGAAAGUACAUCGUAAAACUCUCAAUCCUGUUUUUAAUGAAACAUUUAUAUUCAAGGUACCAUUUGUUGAAAUAGCAUCAAAAACAUUGGUUUUUGCUGUUUAUGAUUUUGAUCGUUUCUCGAAACAUGAUCAAAUUGGCCAAGUGUUGAUACCACUUGGUAAAAUAGAUCUUGGCCAAGUGAUUGAGGAAUGGAAAGAUAUUGCACCACCACCUGAUGAUAAAGAAGCAGAUAAAAGUUUGGGCGAUAUUUGCUUUUCAUUGAGGUAUGUACCAACAGCUGGUAAGCUUACGGUUGUUAUCUUGGAAGCAAAGAAUUUGAAAAAAAUGGAUGUUGGUGGAUUAUCAGAUCCAUAUGUGAAAAUAGUAUUGCUACAAGGUGGAAAAAGAUUGAAAAAGAAGAAAACAAGCAUUAAAAAAUGUACUCUAAAUCCUUACUACAAUGAAUCAUUCUCAUUUGAAGUACCAUUCGAGCAAAUUCAGAAGGUAUCAUUAAUGAUAACUGUGAUGGAUUAUGAUAAGCUUGGCUCUAAUGAUGCAAUUGGCCGUUGUAUACUAGGCUGUUCAGCAACAGGUGCCGAAUUACGACAUUGGAUGGAUAUGUUAGCCAGUCCACGUAGACCUAUUGCUCAAUGGCAUACUUUAGGACCUGUAGAAGAGCCUGAAAAAUCUUAA